AGCUGUAGCAGCUGCCUGACUCCUGCGCAGUGUGUUUGGAGUUUGACCACUGUCAGAAGAAAGGGCAUCUCCAUUUAUCAGGACCCAAACGGAAGAAUGACUUGAAACACCGAGUAACAAGAACUUUACCAGAGAUACUUCAGUAAGCCUUGGAAUAUACAGAAAGGCAUGGAUCCUUCAUCCACUGGGAACCCACCUGCACCGGAGCUUAACCCCUCCUCUCCAUCUUCCUCGAGGUCUAGAACUUCCUCUCUUGGUUCAUCUGUGAGCUCCUCUACCCAUGAGCCACAGAGACAUAAAGUCACACUACCAACGCCUCCCACCACUCCAUCAUCUCCUCCAUCCACCGCCUCACCUGUGAUACCUCAAAGGCUUCAUUCUCGUUCUUCCUCUCUCUCUUCAACCCCAUCUUCAUUUCCCCGCCAGCCCACCAGAAGCUUUUCGCAGCCGGGCCGAUCGCAGUUGAACGCAGCCUCAACAACAGGGAGUCUUCUAAAUGGAUCAACAGCUGCUGCUGCGCCUCCAUCAGCUACCUCACCUGAACCAGAUGAAACGGAGGAGGAAGUCCGUUUGGAGGUUUUGGAGGAGAGGGCAAAGUCAGGUGAUGCUAAAGCACAAACAAAGAUGGGACGUUACUUUUUGGCCUUGGCAGAAGAAAGCGACGAGGAGCUGAACAACUGCACAGCAGUCACCUGGCUGGUCCAGGCUGCUAAGCAGGGCCGCAAAGAUGCCGUCAAACUGCUGCAGCAGUGCUUGAAAUCCAGGAAAGGGAUCACCUUGGAGAACUUUGAGGAGGUUAAGAAGUUGUGCACAGAGACACGUUUUGAGAGGGGAGUCAGGAAAGCAGCUCUGCUCAUGUACUACAAGCUCAACCCUGAGAAGAAGAAGUCUGUGGCGGUGUCUGAGCUGCUGGAGAACGUGGAGCAUGUUCACAUAGAACCAGGCAAACCAAUCUGCUCAGGCCCGCUCAACAGCUCCACCAAGAAGCAAAGGAGAGUCCUGGAGACUAUGGUCUCCAGAGAAGGCAAUUCUCAUGUUGGUCUUGAUGAUUUUGUUGAGAUGACUAAGAAAUAUGCUCAGGGUGUUGCACCGUCACCGUUCAUGGCCUCAGCGGACGAUGAUGAUGAUGAUUACGACGAUGUCGUGGUAAAAAACCCAGAUGAACUGCCACUCCAUCAGAAGAUGCUAAAGUUCCCGCUUCACGCUCUUCUGGAGAUAAAGGAGCAUCUCAUCGACUGGGCAUCGCGGGCCGGCAUGCAGUGGCUUAGCGCCCUCAUCCCCACUCACCACGUUAACGCGCUGGUCUUCUUCUUCAUCAUCUCUAACCUCACCAUCGAGUUUUUCAUCUUCCUCAUCCCUCUGCUGGUUUUCUACCUGUCCUUCUUCUCCAUGGUGAUCUGCACUCUGCGGGUGUUUCAGAAUUCAAAGGCUUGGGAAAAUUUCCGAGCUCUCACAGACCUGCUGGCUCAGUUUGAGCCUGGUCUGGAUCUGGAGCAGGCGGAGACCAACUUUGGAUGGACACAUUUAGAACCUUACCUGUACUUCCUCCUCUCUGUGGUCUUUGUCGUGUUCUCCUUCCCGGUGGCCGAUAAAUCCUGGAUUCCCUGCUCAGAACUAGCUGCCGUGGCUCUCUUCUUCACCAUCACAGCCUUCCUCAGCCUCCACGCCUCAGCUCAGCUGUUUGCUCGUAAAGCCCUUCUCACAGAGGUCCUCUCCGGAGCGUGCUCCCUCACUCAGCACCUGCCUGCCUCCCUCUGGUCCCUCCGGAUCUUUGGGACCACCUUCAUCACUGUGCCUCUCGGGGACGCUGUGGCUUUAAACCUGGGCGUGCCGUGCCUUUUAUACGGACACCUCGUCUAUCUUCUCUUCCGUAUGGCCCAGCUGAGAGGCUUUAAGGGUACCUACCUGUGCCUUGUGCCCUACUUGGUUUGCUUUACCUGGUGUGAGCUCUGCUUGGUGUUCCUCAAUAAUGCCACAGCUAUAGGACUCAUUCGGACCUGCGUGGGCUAUCUCCUCUUCCUUUUUGCCCUUCCUGUCCUCUCACUGGGUCUGGCUGCCAUGAUUAUGAUCCAGUUAGUGCAGUGGUUUCUCACCCUGGAGGUAACAAAGAUGGUGGUCACACUGAUCGUCUGCUUUGUGCCAGUGGUGUUGAGGCUAUGGACUCGCUUUAGCCUCAACCCCAUCGUUGUCUUUAGGUCUUUGUCACGGAGCAGCAUCGUAAAGCUCAUCCUGGUGUGGCUGAGUGCAGUGGUGCUUUUCUGCUGGAUGUACGUCUACAGAUCUGAAGGAAUGAAGGUGUAUAACUCCACCCUGACGUGGCCUGAAUAUAGCAACCUCUGCGGGCCGCUGGCCUGGAAGGAGUCCAACAUGGCCCAAACUCAGAUUCUCUGCUCUCACCUGGAAGGACACAGAGUCACCUGGACGGGACGCUUCAAAUACGUCCGUGUGACGGAUAUUGAGAAUGGGCCCCAGUCAGUAAUCAACCUGCUGCCUGUUUUUCUAGGAAAUUGGAUGCGCUGUCUGUAUGGAGAACCUUAUCCGGUGUGUGAAGAUAAGAACAAAAGUGCCGGCAAUGAACCCCAACCGCGGCCGGCUCCGGCUCCUCCCUCAGUAGAUCCGCUCUGCAAGCUAAAGACUCUGGCAAAACACGAGUGCCACAUCAAACGCUUUGACCGCUACAAGUUUGAGGUCACCCUGGGCAUGCCGCUAGAGAGGAAGACUAAAGACGGGACAAUCAUAGAGGACGAAGAUGCAACCAAGGACAUUGUUUUGCGGGCGAGCAACGAGUUCAAGUCUGUGCUUUUACACCUGAACGCCGGCAGCCUAGUGGAGUUCAGCACCAUCCUGGAGGGACGUUUAGGCUCCAAAUGGCCCGUGUUUGAAAUGAAGGCUAUCCACUGCAUGUCCUGCGGGGACGCCCGCACUCUCGGCCGCAAGCAGUACAAGAUCGAGCACGACUGGAGGCGCACGGCUCAGAACGCCCUCCAGUUUGGGUUCGACUUCUUCUUCAACCCCUUCCUGACCGCUCGGCUGGAAGAGCAGGCAGAGACUGAAACAGAAAGUGUGGAGCAGGAUGGAUAGAGAUAGCUAAGAACACUAAUGGUUAUACAACAAUGUUCUUAAUAGUGGUGACUGACUACAGGAGACUAAACAGAUCCUCAGGCGUUCACUGUUUCUUCUAAAUGCACUCGUACUCCUCAGACCUUUUCACGCUGCUUACAUUACAACCACAAUACUCAGCGUAUCAGCAGCUGCAGACCUAUUGGGGAUUUACACUGCCUGAUUAGGAAUAUCCGUUAACAUCGAUUGAAACUCAGUAUCUGAGCUAUUUUAGGUUUGGGUUGUUCUGGCAGAAAAAGUUUGCUUUUUCUUUGUGUUUAUGGGUGAAACUCUGCCACAGCCUUAAGUCUUUUAAAGAAAAUAUUUUCAUCUUCCACCAAUUAAUCCCCACAGCAUCAUGCUGUUUAAUCAUGACAGUGUUUUCAGGGUUAUGAGCAGCAUUAGCUUUAAUUACGAAUUUCUGGAAGAAAUAGUUUACUCUGCAUCAGAGUAAAAGUUAAGGAACAAAAUGUUUGUAACUUACUUCCUAACUAUGCCCCAUUUCUGUAGGUUUAUCACAUAAAAUCCAGUGCAAAUGUUGCUGGUUGUAAUGUGACAGGCUGUAGAAGGAUCGCUGGGGUGUGAAUACUUUUAUAAGGCACACUUUAUCUGGAAAUACAUGUUUGAGUUCUUAAAGCUUUUGAGCCAAAACAUAAAGGUGACGACAGAGAGAGAGAAUAAACACCAAGUAAUCAGGAUUUACUGCCUGCUGCUACUGCUUUCCUGAGUUAUGUAGAAACAUUUCAUCGAGUUUAAGCUGUACUGUAUGUGUGCUGACCUAGGGGGUCCAUUUAGUAAAAAUGUUUAUUUUGUUUCCAUUCAUACAGUUUCCCAUCAAACCCGUCUAAAAUCUGGGCUAAACUCUUCAGUUUUAAGUUUCUCUGGCUUUCACUUCGAAAGACUCUGUUAUUGUUUAUCCAAUGAAGGAUUUACCGUUUGAAGGAUUUCCAAUCAACACUAAAUGAUUUAACUUUGCUGACUAUAGGGUAAAUACAGUACCUUUUAGGGGGGGUUAAAUAUCUGAUUCUUCACUUGAAAUGUGUCUAAAUACAGUGGUGGGAAAAGGCUUCUUUACAGAUUUCCUCUUUUCAAUGAAUAUGUGUUUCAGACAAAGCUAUUUUUAAUGUUCUCUCUUUUUAUUUAGCUAGCCUAAUUAGAUACAAAAACAGCUUUCAAACUAGAAAAGAACUUGGCGAGCGCAGACUUGCGCCAUGCAGCCAAUUUGCCCCAUAUUGUGACUUACCCCUAUAGCUAGGUUCCUUAGUUCCUUGGCAUGAGGCACACAUCUGGUUAAAAAAAAAAGUCCAUAAGAUCUGUUCAUAAGUCCACUAACAAACCAACAACGUUCUUUUUGGUUUUUUUCCUCAUGUUUUUGUCUUCAGUAAAAUACCUCCAGACUUUUUGAGUCCGAUGCUGAUGCUGUCAAUAGUCACUGCUGCCACCCUCUGGUUUAGUGGUGAACUGCAAAUACUCCAGUCUCACAAUGUUAUGGAAUCUUUUUUUAAAAUCCUGUAUCCAGACUAUGAUCUGGAUCAUCACCAACAUUUAAUGGAUUUUUCCUUGCCACAAGGGACACCAUAACUUUUCAGUUUACCCUGUACACAGACAGACAGGCACUUUAUUGAAGGGUUUUCUGGUAUCAUUAACAUUAUAAAGUCCUGCUACAGUAUCUGAAAGGGGAAUAAAGUCCAGAUUUCAGCUAAGCCUUUAAAAACAGUUCUGCUGUCGUUAAGUCAUUCAAAGGUGGUAUUUAUUCUGAAAUUUUGCUGAUUGCUACAGAACCAGAGUGGGACAAAUGGCUACAUGUUUCUGCAGAAUUUUCCAGUAGAGAAAAAAAAUACAUUCUUCCAUCAAUUGCAGGCUUUCCAGAUCUCCCCAAAGCACCAUGUUCCUCCAGUAUGUGCGACCAGUACUUGCUGGUCUGUUUCUGAAUACGGGUCAUUACAGAUCAGCAGUGGUUUUGGUUUCUUCUUUCCUCCCACUAUCUUCUUUUUUUUUCCUUUUGUCAAAUCAUGAUCUUAGCUAAGUCAUGUGAGGCCUGCACAGCCUUAGCCAAAUCAGCAAUCUGCUACUGGAGUGAUUUAGGUCGACCUGCCUAUCCUGGGAACCUAACCUAUAUUAUAUAUUUUCUUCAGUAUUUGAUUAUGAAAUUCACUUUUGGUCCUUUUUGCGUCCCAAAGUUUUCAAAAUGGCUCCAUAAGCCUCUUCAAACGGAUAAUCAUCAAUUACUAGUUAAUGCUUUUGAAAUUGUUUUGGAUGUGUUGUUUUUUUUUGUUUUGUCUUAAAUAUUUAAUCUACUUGGGAGGUUUAACUUUAAUUAUAUCAACAGAUAAUAGAAGCUCUGCUUUCUAAGCUUUGAUUUAAUGGCAGUUUGUGAUUUUUAAACAGGGGAGCAGCUACUUUUUCAUAUAGAAGAUCAGCUUGGAUAGCUUUUUUCACCCCCAAUGAAUGUAAUAAAUCUUCAUUUGGAAAAAAAAAAAGUUAAAUUUACUCAUGUUAGAUAUUUUUCUAAUAUUAAAAAUGGUUUGAUGAUCUGAAACAUUUUAGUGUGGCAUAAAAGCAAAAAUAAGAAAAGUGGCCUUGUUGCUUCCUCCUCUGUUUGUGUCUCUGCUGUGCAGAGAUUUAAUAAACUGAAUAUUUAGCCCCUGACUGAGGGUGUGUCUUGGAUGUCACUGCUGUUUUCUGUACUGUGACCCUUGAAUAUGUGGAAACUCUAGUUUUUGGAUGUGUUUAUUAAAAACUGUUUAGUCGAGCCA
Molecule: messenger RNA, 5855 nt
Organism: Cyprinodon tularosa
Lineage: Eukaryota; Metazoa; Chordata; Actinopteri; Cyprinodontiformes; Cyprinodontidae
Gene: wfs1b
Product: Wolfram syndrome 1b (wolframin)
Exons: 10
Coding region: 169-3081 (970 amino acids)
Biological process (GO): calcium ion homeostasis; endoplasmic reticulum unfolded protein response
Cellular component (GO): endoplasmic reticulum membrane; endoplasmic reticulum
Molecular function (GO): protein binding
Source: RefSeq, a predicted model, not a curated record